Messenger RNA from Astyanax mexicanus (Mexican tetra), 4599 nucleotides. It is a transcript of the gene lrif1, whose product is annotated as ligand dependent nuclear receptor interacting factor 1. The coding region runs from base 284 to 2932 and encodes 882 amino acids. NCBI's taxonomy places the organism in Eukaryota, Metazoa, Chordata, Actinopteri, Characiformes, Acestrorhamphidae. The record is from RefSeq and is a predicted model, not a curated record. Gene Ontology annotation, molecular function: nuclear retinoic acid receptor binding. The transcript is spliced from 5 exons. Gene Ontology annotation, biological process: regulation of DNA-templated transcription.
CGGAACUAAUAGGUUUCACAUUUUUAACUGAUUUACUGAAAUAAAGUCACUUUUUAAUGAGAUUUUAUAUAUAUUUGUUUGGCUGCACAUGUAUAAUAAAGCUGUAGUGUGGAAAUGCGGGGUUUGAGACGCAGCCUGGGCUUUUAUUUAAGAACGGCGCAGUUUCCGCUCUCCGCCGCUGAGUGUCCUGUAUCUGCCUUCACUACCGAAUACAGCGCUCAUUCUGAGGCUCAGAGACCUUUAUUAAACUCUCUCUUCAGUGGCAUGUUUUCUAAAACUCAGAAUGGAGAAUGGAACGGGAGUUUACUACCAAGCAAUGCCGGCUGUUGGACCUGAUGGGAAAAAUGUGAUGAAGUUGAUACCAGUUCAGAAAGUGAAUGGGAAAUUUGUUCAGACACACGUCAUUUCUGCUAGGACUGACCAUCAACCUCAAGUUCAUCAUCAUCCUACUCUCUUAUCUCCUGUGUCUUUACCACAUAAUAACCUCCCAACACUUCAGCCAACAGCAGAUGGACGCUUCAUUUUGAAAAUGCCUCCGGACAGCAACACUUUAUUGAACCCUUUGAAAAGUCAACUGCAGGGAACUAAUGACUUAUUAAAAAACACUUUAAAUCAGGUACGUCCCCCACUAGUCGCUCCAACACUGACACAACAUGCUUUGCAGUUACCCCUGCAGAGUAAUAGCAAACCUGUUACUGUGAUAAGCAGCCCACAACAACCUGUGUCUGGUAAAUCGCCCAUUUUUUCCAGUGGACAUUACCUUCAGAUCCCUCCUAAUGCCACCGUAAGGACUCUCCCUGCCUCUGCACUUCCACAGUCCAUCAAAAGCCAAAUUUGUACCUCUUUAAAUGCACCAAACAACUCUGCAAAUGGAUUAUCAACAGUUCUGUACGUAUCUCCAGUCAAUUCCUUGAAACUAGGUCCCAGUCAGCAGGUACCUGGUUUAAUGAAAGAGACUGUAACCACUCAGAGCUCGACUCCAAUGCCUACCAUAAGCUCUGUGAAAUCUCUGAAUGUGACUUCUACAUCAGGUCCCAAGCCUGAUGAAGGAGCCAGCACCCCAAUGAGGUGGGUGGUCCAAGAAGGGACAGGAAGCACUGCGCCAUUCCUUAUACCGGUCACUUCACCUAGCAUGACAACGGACAUCAUUAAAGCAGUCAAACAAAUGGAAACAGAGAAACAAAUGAAUCAAGGUACAGCAGGAAAACGCGCAUCUACUUCUUCUACUGCCAUUCAGGAAAAGAUCAGUCCAGGAAAGGACAGUGCCCUUGUAAUGUGCAAUGGAAAGGUCUACUUUGUGGCUAAAAAAAGUUCUGAGAACACCAAGGACGUGAUCUCUGGAGCAGGAAGCAAUCUGAACGUCAGAAAUUUUGUCCAGCCCCCCAGUGUCUCAAAUACAGUUCCAAAGCAAGACUCUGUACAAACUCCAUCCAGUAAAAAUCCAAAUGAAAUUAUUGACCUGUGUGAUGACGAAGAAGAGAGCUCACCAAGCACAGCUUUAAGUACAUUAUCUGUACCUAAUGAAAAUGCAAGUGAGAAUGACGAAGACUCCAAUGUCAUAUUUGUGUCAUACAUCCCACCAAAAUCAGAAACUGACACCAGCACAAAAGCUGCAGACACAUCUUCACAGCACAAUUCUGAGAAAGAUAAAGCCAGCCCUGAUUGUGAUACACGGAACAUUACAAACAGCCCUGUCAUUGACCUUGACGUCAGCAGAUGUGAAGAUCAUGCAGCUGCUGAUAAACGAGUGAACGGAGGGGGAGCUGUGUCAGAACAGUUAGAGGAAGUCUGCAAGGAAGUCAUCGAAACGAUUUCAGUGGACUCAGGUAUCCAGUUCAAUGAAAUGUCCUGGGAAGAACCAGCUUUGGAAGAAGUACAGCAACAAAAGAGUGAUUCUGAGCUCAGAAAGAUUUUUGGGAUUAUGUCUGAUGUACGAAUUUGCCUGCAGAAGCUAAAGGAAGCUAAAGCGGCAAGUCCACAACCAGAAAGAAGGACCGUUAACAAACGCACUUUAGAGGGCAUCCGGAAACUGAUUCAGGACUCACAGAUACAGCAAAAAGUCAAAAAGCUGAUGGAUGCACAGGUACAGGUACCCAAAGGAAAAAAUGGCCCAGAAGAUGCCAAAAGAAAACGGCUGGCAGGGCCUGAACAGAAGACAUGCUUGGACACCUCUGUAUCCAAGGAUGUAGUAAAAGGUCACAAUGAGAUGCAGAGCAUGUCCACAGAUGCCUGUACAGACAGCAAAGUGUUGCUGUAUUGUCAGGGCUCAGAUGAGGAAACUCCCACUGAAAAUCUCAUUGAGCCACUCUGUUCUUCCUCAUCUUCAUUUCAGUCUCAACAAACUCAAACUGGAACAUGUGGUACUAACGGGAAAGCUUGUAUGGCUGUAUCAAGGAGGACUCCAGCUCGACAGAGUAAAGGGAAUGGGAGAGUGUGCACGGCAUGUCCUUGUGGAACUAAGGUUGGAGCAAUUGCUGCAAUUUCACCAUUUAAAUCUCUUGAAAAGCCAAAUAGGCCUGCUGUCAUUGACCCACCUAAACAGGCGAGUGUUUUAACAGGGUCAAACAGAGAUUGCAAAAAUGUUGGGAAGGUACUCAACAAGCCAGUUACAAGCCCACCAAAAAGCAGUGUGGCAUCUGGGAAGUCUGGAGACGAAAAGUUACAUAGCACUGAAUUGCACACAAAGCCCGCUAAAGGUCUGAAUCCUUCGUCUUUGUCCAUGCAACAUGAUGUUAGUCACUCAAGCUCCAGCUCAGUUAGUUCAGAAGAAGCUGCAAGCAGCAGCACCAGCAGCAACAACACUUUCAUUGAAUUGUACUCUUCUGUAAUGCUGGACCCUGAGGAAUUAAAGCGCCAGGAGCGAAUCAAACGCCUCAAAGUCCUUCUGAAGGAAAAAGAAGCAGCCCUGGAGAAGUUGCGGCAGAGCAUGUGAAAAAGCUUCACACAUCUGAAUUUAUCUUUGGUGGCUUGAUCUUGAUUGGAAAAGCCAUCAACUCGUGAGGCAGCUCUCAGUUUAUAUGAAAAAAAAAAAAAAAAAAGAAAUCUUGUUCUUCAUUCUAUGUAAAAUAUAUAAAUACUUUUUAAUUUGUUUAUUUCCAAUAUGCAAUUUCAUUGUCUAGUGCAUUGUGUAUUUUUAAGUUUGUAUUUAAUGCUUUUGUUUGUCAUUUUUGUUGUAGUGUCAGUCAGUCAGUCAGAUUGCCAGACCUAGGUCAAGACCUGCACUUAAAGAAAUUCAAUUCAGUCCACAAAUAGGCUUAAAUUAAAAGAAGUGGACUGAUCUACUUUAUUUAAGUAUUGUAAAGUAUUCUUUAGGGAUCUCGAGUUCUAAUAUUUCUUAAUAUUUAGCAAUGGUUACUUAAGACCUAUGUGAAAUAAAAAAUAAAAUGAUAUUUUCAAAUAUGUCAGUUUUGAUAAUACCACUUUAACCUGCCCUUCAACACUUAUCUAUUGAGAACUGUAAUCUGCAGUUUCAGACGUUCAUUUAAUAAAUGAAAAAAUGUACCUUUUUCGAAGGUUUUUUCGUACAUCCGCACCCAUGUUGUCCAUGAAUUUACAUGCUCUCACUGCCCAUGUCUACAGAAUUCAUAGCCACCUGAACUCUUCUUGCCAGUCAUCAUCUCUACUGUCCAUGUUUCUCAGUUUCAAGAUAUCAGAAAUUUUCCAGUGCUUAUGGCCAUUUUUUGGUAUAUAUUAUUUAGUAAUGUUAUUUAUUUGGCUGAUCAUUAAAAAUGUUUUUUUGCCAUUGUUGCUCAAAAAAAGUUAUGAUUGAACAUAUGUAAUUUAUGUGUGUUUUAUUGUUGUGGGUACCAAAACAGUUGGUUCUUACACUGUUGUCACAACUAGGUUAGUGAGCACUGGUUACAAGUGUGUCCAAAAUUUGCACUUCUUCAUAUCUGUCAGUAGGGGGUGGUCUCAGACGGAGUUUUAAUGCCUGGAGGCAGAAACUAACACCUCAUCAAAAUGUAUUGGCUCUGUAGUCAAUACUGAGCACUGGGAAACUGGUGCUUGUCAAAAGUAUGUGAUGUCAAAAAUACAAGGGAAAUCUAAUGGGUGAAAAGUAGGAAUUCAAGGAAAUAAGAAGAAAAAAGUUUAAAGUCACUUUAAAAACAAAAAGAAACCCCUCAACUCUGGAUUGUUAAAAUAAACAAGCUCUACGAAAUACACAGUAAUUAGUAAACAAAGCACUAGUCAUAUGAAUACAUUGAUUACUGCAAUAUUUAGCUGCAGUAGUGUAGUAGUCUAUGUAUAUAUAUUGCACCUCUGUUAAAAGUGAAGCUGAAAAAAAGCGCCGUCCACUUAAAGAUUUUUGGAUGUGGAUUAAGGUGGCUUUUCUCCAUGACCCAGAUGACAUGCCAGGGUGUGGUGUAUGUAGGUUUUAAUUUGGCCCAGCAAAUGAAUGAUACUGAUGUGGGGAAGAGGGGUUAAAUAUGCCCUAUGUCCCCAUCUUGGUUGUUCGCUGUACACAGGGCUUAGAUGGGAGCUUAUGCCCACCUAGAACCCACCUAGCCCACAUUCAUCCAGUUUGAGCCUAACAUGAUAAAGUUGAUUGGGUUAUUUAUAAAAUCAGGAUAAUCUCAAUAAAUAUAACUGUUUUUCAGA